Triplophysa rosa is the source of this 3025-nucleotide messenger RNA. It is a transcript of the gene htr6, whose product is annotated as 5-hydroxytryptamine (serotonin) receptor 6. The transcript is spliced from 3 exons. NCBI's taxonomy places the organism in Eukaryota, Metazoa, Chordata, Actinopteri, Cypriniformes, Nemacheilidae. Gene Ontology annotation, molecular function: neurotransmitter receptor activity; G protein-coupled serotonin receptor activity. The record is from RefSeq and is a predicted model, not a curated record. The coding region runs from base 1264 to 2742 and encodes 492 amino acids. Gene Ontology annotation, biological process: chemical synaptic transmission; G protein-coupled receptor signaling pathway, coupled to cyclic nucleotide second messenger. Gene Ontology annotation, cellular component: membrane; dendrite.
ACAACAUGGAUAUUAUAUACAAAAUUAUAAAAUUUCGGUUCCACUUUAUUUUACAGUACGUGUAGUGUACUUACAGUGUACUUUCCUUAGAAAGUACUGGGUAGUAUAAGGUAACUACAUAGUAUAAGUUUAGCUUCAGAGUUAGUACCUAUUUAUUAUAUUUACUAUAAUAAAUACACAGUAUGUACAUGGGAAACAGGACUGUAAAAUAAAGCGCUACCACAAUUUCUAAAAAAAAAGGAUGACAAGAAAACUAUGCAUUUACAGUGGCAGGCUAUUGAGGCUGUGAAAUGGCUGAAUAAAAAACAGACAGAAAUGCAUAUAAAAUAGGGCUUUGAAGGUUGACCUUAGGAUGAAAAAGUACAAAUUGGACUUCCUACAAACAUAAUAGAAAUGGGAAAAAAAUGAAGGAGAGAUUAAAGGUCAUAUAGUAUAAUUACAUUUCUGCAUUCGGUCCAGUAAUUACAAGUAAACAUCUUUUACAUAUGGCCUCAGAAAAAAAUAAACAUAAGCCCUUUGGUUUGCUGUUAAUUGCCGUCUUUAAUGACCUCUGAAUAAUGAUUGGCUGUGAAUGUGCAUAAAGUUGCAUUAAGAGCGUAAUGCUCAGACACGCUUAAUGCCCGGCUGCUGAGCGCGGAUCUGGCAGGCACCCUGAAGUGGACGACACAGGGAUUAGGAGGACGCGGAGAACAGCCGAGACGCCAACACGGUUACCUCUAGUGCACUCGUCCGCUCACUUUCACUCAAUUACAGCCACACAAUUACUGAAAUCAAAAAAGCGCAGCUCAUCAAAAUGCAUGGAAGGCAAACAGAAAUCCACCUCAAUGGACCCCGAUAAGUUUGGUUUUUAAUUCCCUCGUCUAAAAAUGCCUUUACGUAGCCUCGCUCUCGCAGCGCUCCCUCUCUUCCUCUCGCACCGAAGCCCACUUCUUUGCUGCCCUCCCCCAAAGAGUGUCAUCGUGACACGUAGCUUUGAAAUACUCUGACAAGCUCAGAAUUGCUCAUACUGGUGCUAAGCUUAGAAGAGUCCAGACUAUUGACAAGGAAACGUAUCAUUUUAUCGCACCGCUCAUCUCGCAUUAACAAAUGGACUGAUGGCAGCUGAAUAUCAUCAAUGCACUGUGAAUGAUGCACAGCGUGGCGAUGAAAUAAACCUUGCUGGAAAAGAUUACUGUAAACGGGACGAAAUCCAAUUUUCAGUCACCCGAAGCAGUUUCAACCGGGGUGACCCUCAGAUCAACUAUUGACACCGUCCCUCUCUCCAUGUACUUGAAAAGUGCCAGAUGUGUGUUUGCUCCAUUGAGACCGGAGGAAGCGCACGCAGUUCUGUUCAACGCUCCGACGAUGGGUGGCUCAACUCUCCCUCGAGUGGAAGCUGUAUCAGGUGUGGAUCACAGGAACGACAGCGGCACUAUCGGCGAGGUCUGGAGCAUCAGCGGCAGCGGUCCAUGGCUCCUCGCCGUCAUGCUGUUCCUCAUAAUUCUGGUGACAGCUUGUGGGAACAUUUUGUUGAUUGCCUUGGUGUUUGCACACCGGUCACUACGCUGCACUUCCAACUGCUUCCUGGUGUCCCUCUUCUUGUCAGACUUGAUGGUGGCUCUGGUGGUGAUGCCCCCCGCCAUGCUCAACGUGCUGUGUGGGACCUGGGUGCUGGCACCCGGCUUUUGCCCCGUCUGGCUUUGCUUUGACGUGAUGUGCUGCAGUGCUUCCAUCCUCAACUUGUGCGUCAUCAGUCUGGACCGCUACCUCCUCAUCAUCUCUCCGCUGCGAUACAAACAGCACAUGACCCCGCCCCGCGCCUUGCUGCUUGUGGGUGGGGCGUGGGGCUUGGCGGCCCUCACUUCCUUCCUGCCAAUCAAGAUGGACUGGCACAGCUUGGGUCGAGCGCAGGACCUUUCCGAACACGAUUCCGCCAACGGCACGGUCCUGAGCUCCAGUUCCUUCUACCCCUCCUCAUACUUCCAGCUUUCCACUUCGGGAACGCCAUCCACGCAGUGUCGUCUCCGGGUGACUCUUCCCUUCGCCCUCGUGGCGACCUUUCUCACCUUCUUCUUGCCGUCCACGGCCAUCUGUUUCACCUACUGCCGAAUCCUGCUGGCGGCCAGAAGGCAAGCGAGGCAGGUGGAGGCUCUAACUCACCCGCAGUACCCGCACCACUUACCCGACGAACCAUCUCCAAACCACCACGCUGUCCACGAUGGAGACGACUACAGUCACCCGGAUCCACCCGUGCUGCGGCAUGCCCCGUUGUCGGUGAACAGUGAGCGCAGACUGGCGCACAGGCAAAGAAAGAGAGCUCUGAAAGCCAGCCUUACCCUGGGAGUGCUCUUGGGUCUCUUCUUCAGCGCCUGGCUCCCCUUUUUUAUCACCAACAUGGCACAGGCCGUGUGCGAGUGCGUGCCGCUCUCCCUCUUCGACGCCAUCACCUGGUUGGGCUACUGUAACAGCACCAUGAACCCCAUUAUAUACCCUCUGUUCAUGAGGGACUUCAAGAGGGCGCUGGCGCGACUUCUACCCUGUUGCUCUUCCUCUCACGUGCCACGCAGGCCGUCGCCGCCGCUUUCCCUUUCUCUGCGCAACUCAGGGGAUCCGCAGCUGCCUUUGGAAACCCCGUCUCUCGUGUCUGACCCGCCACAGCCGCCCGCCACGGCUACGGAUGCUGUUAAUCUUCUGGAUGCAGAACAGGCCGGGAUCGACCUGCCCCUGCUGCUGCCCAACCAGGUCGAUACGAUGGACGAUUGAUGUGACGCCGUGAGAUUUUUUUUGUCUUGACAAUUAUAGACUUAUCAACAAAAAUGUGAUAAAACAUAACGUGCUAAAAAAAUCAAUGGGACAAGUGUUAAGAUUUUAUGGACCGUAUUCAAAACCAGAGACUGUAUCGCAGAUGAUGAAGACUGUACCGUAUAAAAGAGAUUCAACACUGCUCCUGCUUCAUUCAUUACCAUAACAACCAAAACAACAGAUGCAGAAAGAAGACGAGAGCGAAAGAAAUCUCACUAAUACCUCACACAAUGUCAAGUGGGUU